Cryptosporidium ubiquitum is the source of this 1659-nucleotide messenger RNA. RefSeq lists its product as uncharacterized. The transcript has a single exon. The record is from RefSeq and is a predicted model, not a curated record. The coding region runs from base 1 to 1659 and encodes 552 amino acids. Lineage: Eukaryota; Apicomplexa; Conoidasida; Eucoccidiorida; Cryptosporidiidae.
AUGGGUAACACAUUGACUUUUGAUAAUGAAGAACAACUAGUAUUAUUGACAAAUAAUUCAAAUUCGAUAUCGCCACUGAAAAGAUCGCAUUCUAAUUUGGACUUAAAAAGUGGUUUAUCAUCUAGAACAAAUUCUUUACAAUGUAUAACUAACUAUAAAAUUGAAAACUCUAUAUCUAAUAUAAUUUGUAAAAUCUCAGAAAGGAUACUAAAGACUAAUGGCAUUAUUUACUUCUUUUCUAAGGUGGAGAAAAAAGAAAUAGAUUUGAAUCAAGGUGAUCAAGAUAUUUUAUACGAACCCAAUUAUAUUUUUGAAACGCUGGACCUUAUGGAAAAUAGAGCUCAGCGUGAAGUGAACAUCAUUGAAACUAGUGUUCAAAGUUUGAAGAUUGAAAAAAGUAAAGAAGCGCAAGGAAACUUUAAUCGUGAAAUUUCCUUUGAGUUCGAAAAAAAAGAAUCAAUUGAAAGUUCUGAAAUUUCGAAGUCUGAUAUUGAUUCGAAUUUCACACAAAAUUCAGCUUCGAUUUUUGGAAAUAAUACAUCGAAUGUUCCAAAAAGUAUUUGUGUAACAAGUAAAAAAUUUAUCAUAUUUGGAAAUAAAAAUAACCACAAGCCGUUUUUAAGUCCUGGAAUUAUUGAUUUAUUUUUGCCAUAUAUUUUGGAUGAGACGUUACUUUCUUGUUUCCUAGUUUGUCCACACUGGCUACUUACGAUAUCGGAAUUCAUAAAUGAAAAAUACUGUAUAUCAAUUGAUGAUCAAUUUAAAGAAACUUAUGGAAAAUAUCUUGAUUUAGAACAUUCAACUAUUACUAUACAACCCGUUCUAACUGUUGGGGGUAGUGUACGGAUAGAUAGAGUUUUAUAUGCCAAAGUAUUGAAAAGUUGCAUAAAUAAAACUACUUGCCUUUCUUACAGCUUCAAAUAUAAAAGUAAUUCUCAAAUAAAAGAUGUCUUAAAAAAGGAGGGACUAUUGCCUCAAAAAAAUUUGGUUGGCCCAAUAAUACAACCAUUAAUUAAUAAUCCUAACUCUUGUUCUCAAAUCGCGGACACUCCAUUUAUUUCUUGCUAUAAAUUUGUGACAAAUAAAAUUGGUACUAAAAGAAUACAAUGGGCACACAAGGAUUUGUCUAGAUGCCAUUGUGAGGAAUUUAUUGUUGCUCAAACAACAACUAAGUCAAAUGUUAAUGUUGGGGAUCGUAUUGAAAUCGCAAUAAAUUUUAGUAAUUCAUUUGGAAUUGUUGAUAUCGAAUCAAUUCGUUUCCUGCCAAUACAAUUUGAAACGAUUACUCCUGAAAAGUGUGAAAUCGAAGAUAUAUAUACUUCUGGAACGGAUUGGAGAUUCUAUACUAGUGAAGAUGGAGAGAUUACUGAAUGUUUUGAUAUUCCGAAUCUACUACCACAAUUUAAAGUAAUAUCACUGGAAUAUGCAGGGACCGAUAUAAUUACAUGUAAAAUUACGUAUAAAGCUAUAAGUUCAGGAGAUUUAGCUAAUUCUAAAGAACACUUUGGAGUUGACAUAUCUGUUGUACCGAGAGAAUAUUCUAUUAUUUCUGCAUUGAAGAGAAAAGGGCUUCAACAUGAUAGAUAUAGCCCACUUCAAAUGAGAGUUGAUGAUCAACUAGUUCUUUACAUUUCGAAAGGUGGAGCAAUACCUACUUAG